CAAUGCCUCUUGUCGUAUAUAAAAGUUCAGAGAAGACACAUUUGAAAAAAAUCUGUGUCAAUAAUGAAUCGGAAAGACACGACAGCGCGCAUUGCGCACGUCUUCAGGGGAACAUUUGUGCACUCCACACCGAGAGCUGCGGUUGGGAUACUGCAGAACUGUGUCUUAGGAGUCGACGAUGAGGGCAAGAUUGCAUUUAUUGAAAAAGAUCAAGACGUGUGAGUUUUUUAUGCCUGGAAUGGUUGAUACACGCAUCCAUGCGUCUCAGUAUAGCUAUACUGGCACCGCCUUAGACCUGCCUCUGCUGGAGUGGCUCAACACUUACACUUUCCCUGUGGAAGCCAAGUAUAAAGACUUGGGAUUUGCCAAUAAUGUCUACACUAAAGUUGUGAGAAGAACCGUAAAGAACAGCCCCACUACUGCUUGUUAUUUUGCCACAAUGCACACUGAUGCCUCUCUUCUGCUUGGAGAGCUUGCAGAUAAGUUCGGACAAAGAGCUUUAGUGGGUAAGGUUUGCAUGGACUCCAAUUCUGCAGUUCCACAGUACAAAGAAAGUCCAAGCGAAUGUAAAGAGGAGACAGAUCCUUUCAUCAAAGAGCUUCUCAAAAAAGGAGACUGUAAUGGCCCAACUGAUGAAAAACUGGAGAUCUUCCGUGAAACAGGAUCUGCAAUCUCUCACUGUCCAAACAGUAACAUUUCGAUUUGCAGUGGGAUGCUAAAUGUGCGCAAUGUUUUGAACCACAAAGUGAAAUUGGGUUUGGGGACAGAUGUAGCAGGAGGCUACUCCCCAUCCAUGCUAGAUGCUAUGCGAAGAACUCUUGAUACGUCCAAAACCCUGACCAUCCAGGAUCCUCAGCAUAAGACUCUGAGCUUUGAGGAGGUUUUCAGAUUGGCUACACUUGGAGGCAGUGAAGCCCUCUCACUGGAUGAUCAGAUCGGAAACUUUGUGGUUGGAAAGGACUUUGAUGCCCUGCGAGUGAAUGUUUGCGUUCCCGAUGGACCGAUCGAUUUGUUUCCUGGUGAAGGCCCCAAGGUCAUUUUGGAGAAGUUUUUAAAUUUAGGUGACAAUCGAAAUAUUACUGAAGUCUACGUGGCUGGAAGACGAGUGGUUCCAUUUCCAGAUACAUAGUAUCUAGUUGUUUUUAGGCAUAUUUAUUUAUUUAUUUAUUUUUGAUCGCUUGUUUCAUGAUAAUACACUGCAGGUAUUUGUGACACUCUCUCACACACCGCUCUAAUCAGAGGCUCUUAGCUGUCUGUCUCCACUACAUUUGUUUCAUGCCCACUAUACAACAAACAAGUUCUAAUUUAGUAGCAGAUAGUAAUUUAUUCAUGCUUCUAGACUAGUUCUCAAUGUUUUUGAACUGAAAUUGAGUGGUCAGCAUUUCAAGCGGUGACAGCAGUGUCCCUUCAGUAUGAAAUGCUAUAUAUCUCAAAUAAUUUUAAACAGCAUCUUUUCUAAUUGUAAGUUGUAUACACGAGUUAAGAGACUAUGUGGAAUUGUUAUACUCAAAAAUAGUGAUUUGUCACACUACAGGACUAUUUAAAGGAAUUGUAAUAAAGUGACAUCUAAAAUUAUGCACUUUCCCUUAUACAUUUAUAUAUAUAUUUUAACAAAAUCUUGAAAAGUUUGUCCAUGUUAGGGUUAAAAUGAGCCCACCCUCAAAAACAGCGGAUUGUUCCCCCAACAUACACACAACUUUACAUAUUAAAUAAUGUAUACAGUUAUUAUUAUAAUUAUUAUUAUAUAAUUCAUAUAUGUCAGCUGCCGAUUAAUUGGUAAAAUAAUUGAUAACCACAUGGAGGCGCUAAGAGACUGCAGCUCUCACUCCAGUCUACUGCCUCACAGCGAUGAUGUCUCAAUUAGGUAAUCACUAUUAGCAAAGAAAAAACAUCAAUUAUGAUGUGCUUCAGCGAGUGUGAGUCAUAUUUGACUCAUAUUUUCUCAAUAUACUCAUAUUUGACUCACAUUUUAUAUUAAA
Sinocyclocheilus grahami is the source of this 1979-nucleotide messenger RNA. RefSeq names its product guanine deaminase-like. Gene Ontology annotation, cellular component: cytosol. The transcript has 12 exons. The coding region runs from base 179 to 1129 and encodes 316 amino acids. Gene Ontology annotation, molecular function: guanine deaminase activity; zinc ion binding. Lineage: Eukaryota; Metazoa; Chordata; Actinopteri; Cypriniformes; Cyprinidae. Gene Ontology annotation, biological process: guanine metabolic process. The record is from RefSeq and is a predicted model, not a curated record.